Nematolebias whitei (Rio pearlfish) is the source of this 1044-nucleotide messenger RNA. RefSeq names its product high affinity immunoglobulin epsilon receptor subunit alpha-like. The record is from RefSeq and is a predicted model, not a curated record. Gene Ontology annotation, biological process: cell surface receptor signaling pathway. Bases 1 to 1044 code for a protein of 347 amino acids. Gene Ontology annotation, molecular function: transmembrane signaling receptor activity. Lineage: Eukaryota; Metazoa; Chordata; Actinopteri; Cyprinodontiformes; Rivulidae. The transcript is spliced from 5 exons.
AUGGAUGCAGUCAUCUCCUUUCUCUACCCCUUGGUCACCUCCUACAGGGCCUUUGUUGAGAUUGUUUCAGAAUCGUCAAGGAUCUUUUCUGGAGAGAGUCUGCAGCUGAGAUGCAGCAUUCCUGACGCCUACAUGUCCACCUGGAGCUUUCUGUGGUUCAGAGGAUCCAACCAGCUCCCACAAACCGGGGAGACCAUCCGGCUAUGGAACGUCAAGGUCAAAGAGAGUGGAAAGUUCUCCUGCCAGGGAGCGAGAGAGACAGACAUGGGAACCAUCAAAACCAAGCCAAGCCCGCCUGUGGAGAUCAGUGUGGAUGGAGGGUGGGCCAUCCUGUACGCACCACCUCACCCUUUCCUUGUUGGAGAAACCAUGAACUUGACGUGUCGCCUUCGAGUGAACCGUCCGGUUCACGAGACCAUCUUGUACAGAAACGGUGUUGAGGUGAUGAGACAAAACGGCUCCAUCUUGCAUUUCUACUUGACUGACGCCACCCUUGAGGACAGUGGGAUGUACUCGUGCAGAGCGUCUUGGGAUGUGAGGAGACAGACACUCUCAGUGAUCUCAGCUGCUACUCAAGUUCAUGUUUUAGAGGUUCUGUCUGAGCCGAUGCUGGAGAUUGUUGCUGAAAGUGUCAACAUGAGAACAGAUCAAAUGAAGCUCAUCUGCCAUGUCCAGUACAACGCUCGAGCUCCUGCUCCUCCGAUUAACUACUACUUUUACAAGAACAACAUCCGUCUGGGAACAGCGACCUCAGAGAAUCAUGACGUGGUCAGACGGGCUCCGGGCUGGUACAGCUGCCGGGCCAAGGUGCCACUGUUGGGUCUCUUCAGGUGGAGUGAGGCCAAACCUUUUGGAAAAGUUGCAGAAAUCCAGCUGCCUCCACGGCCUCACGUUAGAAGCUACAUGCCAUUAGCUCCUGCAGAAUCACCCCCAGAACACAUCCUGACUGCUGCAGCUCAUGUAACAAGACCCCAGCUCUCCACUGAGACUCAUGCUGUGAAAGAGCUCACAGAGGACUCCACACACUCUUUGGUGCCUCACUGA